CUGAGGAGCGGUUGGCGGCGGCGGCGUUGUUGUUAGUCAGUCUAGCAGGCCGUCGUGUGAAGGGAAAGAGGAGAGGGCGAGUUCAAUGGACGGAGGGGAUGUGGCAGCUCCUGAAGCUGCUUCCCUUGCCCGCAAUUCCGAAGGCACCGACCCCCUCCUCGCGCCGGCUAUAGUGUCGUCUCCCCGCCACGCCUCGCCUCGCCUCGCCUCAGCCGGUCUGUCGGGGCUCUUUUGCUUGGCAGAUGGACCCUAAGUAACACCGAACGUUAGCUGUGGAAAUUUCAUAAGCUCUGCAGUGGCUGGGAUGUUGCGACAGAACGGUGGCAGCAACAAGCGUGGUUUAGGAUUAACUAAACUGUCUACCUCCAAUUUCUUCACCAUCUCUAAUACAGGAAACUGGGGGAUGGGGCGCAGCACCAAAAGUAGUUCUCUGAGCAGCAUUAGCUCAAACUCUGACUGCUAUGACAGCACUAUUGUGGACCCAGAAUAUAUCAUGCAGCUGGUGAACGAUGUCAGAAAAUUUGCAGAUGUUCUACUUUAUUUGAAAGAAGCCAUUCUUUCAGAAGAAAAUCAAGUUUGUCUCCAUCAAGUUGUUCAUGAACGUUUGGGUGAGCUACUUCGUGUAUUAAAGGCAAUAAUUAACAAACAUCAGAGUCUCAAUUCAGUUGACAUUCUAAGUGCUGCAGGAACAGUCAUUGCAAAAGUCAAAGCUGUGAACUUUAAGGAAGUUAAUGAAGAAAACAAGCGAGAAGUAUUAAGUGAAAUAUUCUCUUCUAUUGACUUACUGGCAUUCACUUUUGGCAACAUAGUUUCAGACUUCCUUAUGGGAGAUGUGGAUAAUGGCUCAGGACUGGGUCUUCCUGUACCUCGACAAAAUCAGUCUUUUGAAAAUCUUUGUGUGGAUUCUGGAGGAUCUUUCCAUGAAAGGGAAGGUGUUCAAGCAACAGGGCACCUUAAUGCUGAAGAGAUUGAUAACACUCUCCUAAGAAAUGAUAAUGGAAUCAAAUCUGCUCUAUCCUAUGCUAAAGCAUGGUCAAAAUAUGCAAAGGACAUUAUUGCAUGGGUAGAGAAAAAGAUUAAUUUGGAAAUGGAGUGUGCUAAAAAUCUGGCAAAAAUAGCAGAAACUACUAAGACUAUUAUUGGAUCUCAGGACUACAUGCCAUUCCAAUCAAUAUUCAUAAACGCAUUUCAAAAUGAUACAGAGAACAGUCAGCUUUGGCAGCAGACAGCAGCAGCUCUCCAAACUAAUAAAUUUUUACAGCCACUCCUUGGGAGAAAAAAUGAAUUGGAUAAACAGAGAAAGGAGAUAAAGGAACUCUGGCAACGAGAACAAAAAAAAAUGCAAGAACUGGAAUCCAGUGUAAGAAAAGCAAAGUUAUUAUAUGUUCAGCGGCAAGAUGAGUAUGAGAGGGCAAAAUCAACAACUGUUCGUGCUGAGGAGGAACAUAUGACCUCCAGUGGGGGCAUUACAAAAGAUAUCAGCAAACUAGAAAAGAAACGUAAACUAGAAGAGGAAGCUCUCCAAAAAGCUGAGGAAGCCAAUGAACAUUUCAAAGCCAGCAUGGCUGAAGUUGAGGAAAAGAGAAAUGAUCUAGAAAAUUUCAAAAGUGAUGUUUUAACACAGUUGCGGGAACUAGUUUAUCAAUGUGAUCUCACACUAAAAGCUGCAACAGUUAACCUGUUCCAGAUGCAGCAUGCCCAAGUUGUCUCCCUACCAGUCAACUGUCAGUCCCUCUGUGAGAGUGCCAAGCUGUAUGAUCCAGGAAAAAAGUUCUCUGAAUUUGUGAAGAAUUUGCCAAAAUACGAUGUUCCUACUGAGUCUGUCUGCUUUGAAACUCAGAGUUCCCAGGUUGGAGGGGUUUUCAGUAAACAGUCAAACAAUGCCCAUGUAUCACAAGGAAGUAUAUCUCAGUGCUCAGGAGAUUAUCCCAUUCAGUCGCUAGAAGAUAUUACAAGCCCAGUCUGUCUUCGCUCUCAAAAGAUUGGAGACAAAAGAUCUUCAAGCAGUACAGAUAUCUCUGCUGUGCGAGGCCCACCACCUUUCAGAUCCUGGUCAGUUGGUAAUCAAAGUGGGGGAAUGUGCAGUGAUUCUGAAAGUGCAGGAGGAAGCAGUGAAUCACGAUCUGUGGAUUCUCCAUCUGCUAGUCCAGUAGGUGACUUUAAAAGAAGGCUUCCUCGUACACCAUCUACAGGUACCAUGUCAUCUGCAGACGAUCUUGAUGAGAGGGAGCCACCUUCACCUUCUGACUGUGGUUUAAAUGAUCUAGCAGCUGAAAUUGCCAGUUCUCCUGGACCUUUUCGAAACACUCUCCUAUCUAAGGCAGCACAAACACACAAACUUCGGAAGCUGAGGGCUCCAUCUAAAUGCAGGGAAUGUGAUAGUCUGGUGGUAUUCCAUGGAGCAGAAUGUGAAGAGUGUUCGCUUUCCUGUCACAAAAAAUGUUUGGAGACUUUAGCUAUUCAGUGUGGGCAUAAAAAGCUUCAUGGAAGACUUCAUUUGUUUGGGGUAGAAUUUACUCAAGCUGCUAAAAAUAGUCCAGAUGGUAUCCCCUUCAUCAUAAAAAAGUGUACCUCUGAAAUUGAAAUUAGAGCCUUAAAUGUCAAGGGGAUAUACCGUGUGAAUGGAGCCAAAUCCAGAGUUGAAAAACUUUGUCAAGCAUUUGAAAAUGGGAAAGAUUUGGUAGAAUUAUCUGAAGUCUAUGCACAUGAUAUAAGCAAUGUCCUUAAACUAUAUCUUCGUCAGCUCCCUGAACCUUUGAUUUUGUUUCGACUUUAUAAUGAAUUCAUUGGACUUGCAAAGGAAAGCCAGAAUAUUAAUGAGGAACUUGAUAUGAAGCAGAUGAGCCCAAAAUCAAAAAAAGGGCAGUCAGUUUGUAUUGAAUUGAAUAGGAUCAUACUUAAAAUCAAAGAUCUACUGAAAUUACUGCCUGCAGCGAACUAUAACACUCUGCAGUUUCUUUUAGGUCAUCUAUACAGAGUUAGUGAACAGUCUCAUGAAAAUAAAAUGUCUGCCAGCAACCUUGGCAUUAUAUUUGGUCCAACUUUGAUUAGACCACGUCAGACAGAUGCCACACUUUCACUAUCUUCACUUGUGGACUAUCCAUAUCAAGCCCGGGUGGUAGAACUUCUGAUCACUCACUAUGAGAAGAUCUUUGAUGUUGCACAGGAACAUUCAUCAGCAGCAUCUGAAUCUGAUGAAAAUUCUUUUUGUACUAGAAGUAUUUUAUUAGAAGAUAAAGAAGCAAAUCAACAAAGGAAAGCACUAUCCUUUGGGGCUAUGAAGGAAAGUGUCAAGUUGAUCCAAAAUGAGAGGAAUGAUUCUGAAACAAGCAUAUCUCUUGAAGAACCAGAUGGUAGCAGAAGGUCCCCCUCCCAGUCUGAUUCUUUAGUGAAAGAAUGGACCUGUGAACUUGAAACAAAACACAGUCUUGGCAAGCAAAAUUCCCUUUCAGAAUCACCUCCUGUCUCAGUUUUGGAAAAUGACACAGUACCUAUAAAAGAACCGGGCAACAGAGUGGCUCCAGUUUCAGAUCAAGACAAUGGGAAGUAUGACCUUAAAACUGAGGAUGGUGUUAAAAGCAAUCAGUUAAUAAGACCUAAUUGUCAAAUAACCAAAGUUCAGUUGCGUUCUCAGAGGACAAAGCCAUUUCUUCGUCCUGUGAGUUUACCUUUAGGACCAAUGCUUCCCCCCUGUAUUUUAAAUGAGCGAAACUCCCAAAAUGCAAGCCUGAGUCCAGAGAAGCUUGGGAAAAGUCCUGUUAUUGAAGAGGUUUCUGAGACACAGUCACUCCCCACUGUUAAUGCUGGUUGUAGACUCUCUUGUUAUGACCCACAGACUCAGAAAAAAACUUGGGACAAGCAAUAUAAGCAAUAUGAUAUGACUUCAAGGACAGCAAUGAUUGUGACCAAUAUAUCCCAGGAAAACCUAACACAAGAGUCUGUAAAUACAUGUGCCUUAGGUAUAUCUAGCAACCUAGUUAACAAUUCAGUAAAUGCCAUAUUUCCUGGUAAGCCAUAUACAGGACCUGUCAGGGCUGCAAGGACUACAGUAGAAACUCAUUCCACAGUCUCUAAUCCUGUUGCUACUUUCAGAAUGCCAAGAACUUUACAGCCACCACCAGGAACAUUUUAUAAACCACCACUGAACAUUAAGGCCAAACCAAAUGAUGAGAGUUCUGCACCCAAACCCUAUGCAUCAAUAAUCCAAGAUGAAGUUCCAGGGCUAGGUGUGAAUCCUGGCCUUGCUCACAGCUCUUCAGAUUCCUCUAGCCAACAUGGAAAGCAACAAAAAACUAGUUCUGAAACCCUUUCCCCUGCAGACCUGAAGCCCACUUAUCAGAGAUUAAGGCCAAAGCGGAUGCAAGAACUGGAACAUAGGGAAGCUCAUUUUGUAUAGGGCAAUAAAAACUUCCGGAACUGUUUUUUUUUUCUUGAGGAUUUCACCUUGGUGCCAUAUUGAAAAUAUUUUUAUAAAUAUCGAUACAGACAUUUUAAAACAUGGAAUGAAAAAAGCUGUGAAGAAUAAUGAAGUUAAUUUUUAUUAUUGUUGUUGUUAUUACAUUUUUCUCAAGAGUAUUUAAAUGCAUUCCAAAUGUAAAAGCAGCUAAUAUGAAGUGCACUCAAAAACCUUAUAAUCUACUUCAUUUGUGGAAUUGUACUUUUUCUCAUGGAAGCCUACUUAUGUUAGAGUGCAGCAGUGAAAGGAGCCCAUAUCCAAGAUUAAAUGGUUUAUUAAGACUGCAGAGUAUAAAAUAUACUUAAUUUAAGAAUAAACCAAAGCUUGAAGCAUUGCUGUAAGUGUCUGUAUUUAGUUUUUUUCCUACUCUGGACAAUUAAAUUCUCCUUGGUUAACGUGAUCUUUAUAUAUUUGCAUGUCAUAUGUUUUAUAUAGCAUUUUUUGACAAUUUAUGUUGUCACUUGAAAGUUACUUGUACAGAAAAGAUUGAACUUUACUAUAAAACUAUUUAAAAACUUAUAGCAGUUAUUGUAUAGUUUAAAUGCACAAAAAUUAACUAGUUCAGUUGCCAUUCAGUAUAAAAAAAAGUGGAAGUGGUGCAGACCUCCCUAAUUAUUAUGAAGUUAGAAUUUUCUCAUCACUGAAAAGAGCUUUUUUAUUGCUUUUAGAGAAAUUUAAAUCUAAGGCGUAGUGAAAUAGAUAAAAAUAACCCACUGUUUAUUAACUUCAUCAAAUGGUGUUUUCACUGUAUAUAAAAAUUGCUUUUUUGCGUAUACUAUUUGCCUUAAAAAUAUUCAUUAACAUCCACAUAUCCUGUAAUGCCCUGCAUCUUAUUCAAUACAGAAUUUUUUAUAUUGUUAAUAUAAUAUGCUAUGAAUUAUCAGACUAGUAUUUUUUUUAAACCAUACAGAAGGGUAUUUAUCCCAUAUAAAAUAAUAAUAUGAACAUUUUUCAAAGAAAACAAGAUUGAGGAAAUUAAGAUAUUUCAAAAUAAGGAGCUAUAAGCUUACCUCAUAGGAAUAGUGAAGUAGUGUAUUUACAGAAGUUUCAGCUAUUGGGCUAUUCCUUUUUCUUCCACUGAGUUCCAGUUCACUGUAACAAAUCACAAAUAGAAGUACUGGAUGUGAAGGCAUAAUUUGACACUAAUAGUCAACUUGGCUGGGACAGGCUGGGGAGUUUUUAGACAUGCUGAUUAAUGUGGAAUAUUACCAGAAAAAACUCUUUAAGAUGAGAAUGAAUGGCUUAUUAUUGUUGUGAACAUAGCUCCACUUCCAUCAAGCAACUGUUUGUGCCACCUUUACAAUAUUUUGCAAAAAGCACAAAAAGUGUUGCAUUAGUUCUCCUGAUGUAUUCACCUGAGUACACGAGAGUUUGAAAGUGGGGAAAAAAAUGGGCUGCUUACACUGGCUCCAACCCAUAUCUUUUCCAGUCUUGUCUUGUUCAGUUGGAAAUUCUGAAGGAUUGCUGUAUUCCAAGUUUGCUGGAAGACUUCUGUGCUGCUGUAUCAGGAAAAACUUCCAUUUCCUGGAAACGUAAUGUUGCAGUUAAAAAGCCAGAACUCUAAUCCACCCUUUAUUCCUUCAGAGAUGGACACAAAGGUUAUGUCCCAGCAGGAUCUGUCAGCCAGCCAGCAUUUGUGUUUCCUGAAAAUAAAUAUACUCUGAUAUUGCAAAUAAUUCCAAAUGACUUAUUCUAAAACAGAAAUAUGCUAUAAUAUAAACAGCAAAUAAAUUAACAUAAAUGGUGUCAGGAGGGCUGUUGCAAUAUAGAGGAAGGACAAAUUGUUGAAACUUGUACCAGACUUUUCACAGAUGCAACAAACCAUAUCAGAUGUGAUUUUUAAAUUUAUUUCUAAUUUAGAUUUAUUAGAGCCACUCAGCUCCAAAUUGCACCUAGCCACUCUCUUCUACCAAAUGUAUGUGGUAGCAAACCCUUUUGUUUAUAAAACAAAUUAGAUGGUGCUUCAGUCACAUGAGGUUGGAGCCACUCCAUGCACAGUGGUAGGAAUUUGAGUCUCUCUAUACCAAUAAUUCAUUGUACCUCUGUUGGAGGAUGAAAACAGCUUGAGCAGUGGAGAUGCUGCUGCAGGAGUGGCUUUGUUUUUGGGGAAAAUAGUAUGGAAGCUAGAGGAGAUAAUUAGGCAUCCCCACCUAGAUUAAAAAGACAUGUUGGGUCAUAUUUAAAGUAAGGUAAGCUUUAAUAAACCAUGGUUACAGAUUAUAGUUGAAGGUAGAGCAAUUUUUCCAUAAUCUGGGUCCUCUAGACAAUCUAUUAAACAUCCCAAUAUGAGUAGUCCUCACUUAGCGAUUGCCUCAUUUAGUGACUGUUUGAAGUUACAACAGUGCUAACAAAGCAACUUAGUAACUCGUCAUUGCAUUUGUGACCUUCACGGCAUCUCUCUGCUCUUAUUUUCACUUGCUUAUUUAGCCCAUAUCAAGAUGUCCUCAAAGAACCCCAGUUCAGCUGAAGGAAGUAGCAAGAAGCAAAGGAAAACUGAAGUAAAAUAGUAAGCACAGUUGCAGUCACGAGACUUCCACAUAGCAACCACUUUGCUUAAUGACUGAGUUGUCAGUACCAAUUGUGGUUGUUAAACGAAGACUACCUGUAUGUAGAAACAGUCAGUUCCCUUUAUCAAUUUUGGCAUCACAUUUUAAAUUGAGGUGGUCAGAUACUGUCCAGGGGCAACUCCACAAUGUAUUUCUCUAAUCUAAACAUCUUCCAGCGGGGCAAGGUAACUGGAAUCUAUCUGCCUAGAUAGAUCUAAAACAGAUUUUUUGAAGAACCAUAUGUUCCAAUACCAUCCUUAGGUAUUUCAAAAAGAAUAUCACAGUUGAUUGUACUGAAGGGCAGUAGGAGCUCAGUGAGAAUAAACAAGAUUCAUUCAUUCCACUGUGAUUACCUACCUCAGCAACUAAACCCAUAUAGGUUACAACUGAAAUGGGGCGGGGGAUUAGCAUCUAGUACUGGAUAUGCACCAAAUAUUUGCCUCAAAAAUUAUUUGCAUUCCUCAAACUUGAAGAAAGCCUAAAGGAUUCCCUGAAGUUCUUAAAUGUAAUGCUCAGAGAGUAUAACACAGCCCUCCUCUUUCUACUACCACUCUCAUUCCCAUAAAAGAGAAAAGAAAACACAUAACAAGAAAAUGCAGAUCUGGCAAUAACAAGAGCUCUGAUGGACUUUGCUGAGAAGUUUAAUUACCUGCCACAGAAGAAACCAACUGUACUCCAUUUUUCUACUCCUUUACAAAGGUUUUUUAAAAAUCUGGAUAAGAAGGAAGGGGGAGCGCAAUCAAAAUUUCUUGAAGUAACCCGCUUAAAGUGAGUUGGGCCAGGAUAUUUGAGAGUUCAUCUAUCUCCAAUUAUCUUUGCCCACCCUAUAAGAUCAGACAGGGAUGGCAUGCUCUGGGUACUGUUUAUUAAACCUUGCCAUCAUAGGGGUCCCAAAAGGUGUGCUGUCUCUGUAGUUGCUCCUAUCUUCCCAUCCCCAUAAUUUGGAUUGCCCCAGCCUUGCUGGCCUUUCAAAAGACCAUGAAAACCUCAUUCUUACCUCCAGGACUGGGCCGGGAUGUUAUGUGAGCCAUUAGUAUCUGUUAUGUGAGCUACUGAAUCUGGCACUAUAUGUGUUUAUAUAUGGCUUUUUUGUGACAUGUAUUUGUUUUAACUUGUUAGCUGCUCACAAUUGCUUUGCCAUAAGAAAUAAGAAAUAAAUAAAUAAGAAAAUGCCAUAAGAAAUCAGUAAGCAUGUGAGGGUUGCAUGAUUUAAUGUCCCUGUUCUGAAUUCUCUAGUAUUUUCAUGAACAUUUGGAAUUAAGCUGCUGUCACAUCUUGGAAAAACAAAUGUUUUAUAGAAGUUGGUUUUGAAAGAUAAGUUUAUGGAUUCAAUGUUGGUUGCUGACUAUGAGAAGUAUAUACCAUAACAAAAGUAAAGCAUAUGUGAAAAUAAAUGGAAUGUGGUUCAAUGUUGAGCCAAGGGUAAGACUAUGACAUAUACCAUACCAAAAUUCCAAAGAACUUUGAUGAUCAUGCCCAGUAAUGCCCUGCAAAUUGUGGGUCUGGAAGGAAGAUUCCAGAAAAUCCCAUAUAAUGAACACCUUUGUCACUAUAAGUGAGGAGCCAUUGAAACAACAGCCCACAGCUUCUGUAAUGUCAAUCUCACCAAGAUCUGUGACAGAAAUUCAUUGUACCUUCCUUAGUUCAAUAUUCAGGCCACACUAAUUCUUUUUAUCUCGAUUAUCUUUUGGGUGAUCAGGACAAUGUAUUCCCACCAUAUUGCCAAAUUUUGUUUAAUAGCUAGAAUGAUUCAACAGGACCUCACUAGGAACAGUUAGCUUUGGUUCAACUUGCUCCACGUUUAGUAAUAACAAUAACUGUUAACCCUCCUGUUUAUCUGUUUCUUGCUAUAUUUAUAAUGGCCUUUUCUGAAGCGUAUUAAGAGUCUCAGUGUUCACAGUGACCUGAGAAAGUUUCACCUAUGUUGGCUGUAGUCAUCUUUUACUCCAUUUUGUUUUAUUUAUCUUGUAUUUCCAUGUUUUAUGUCACAGUAUGUAAGGCUGGCCAGUGACUGAAAUAAAGUACUUUGACAAAGAUA
Messenger RNA from Candoia aspera, 9040 nucleotides. It is a transcript of the gene ARHGAP29, whose product is annotated as Rho GTPase activating protein 29. The record is from RefSeq and is a predicted model, not a curated record. Gene Ontology annotation, molecular function: GTPase activator activity. NCBI's taxonomy places the organism in Eukaryota, Metazoa, Chordata, Lepidosauria, Squamata, Candoiidae. The transcript has 24 exons. Gene Ontology annotation, biological process: signal transduction; activation of GTPase activity. Gene Ontology annotation, cellular component: cytoplasm. The coding region runs from base 305 to 4396 and encodes 1363 amino acids.